CAAAGUCUUUACAGAGGGGAAGAACACAACAUCACCAACCAACUACCUUCUCAUUCAUUUCCCCCAAUUUCCAAAAUCAAAAACCCUAACAAUCCAAUUCAUCCCCAAAUCUCACACUAUCAAUCGUCAAAUCUCAUCACAUCACCAAUAAUGGCGUCCAAUUCAACCUCACAACCACCAUCAUCCGACGAAGAAGAAGAACAAGAAGCAAAUUCAACCGUCCAAAAACCUAAUUCCAAUUCGAUCGAUAACUCGUUAGACGCAAUCGAGAAUCAGCUCUCAUCGAUCUCAUUCACCUCUCCAAUCGACGAAACAAUAGCAGUAGUUUCUGCCGAAUAUUAUCACGAAUCCGUAUCGGAAAUCAACGAUUCAUCAUUGAACGAAAGUUAUGAAACUGUUGGCGAGAUUCGGAUAGAUAACAACAAUUCGGUUGGUGAGAGUAGUCAUGCCAGUGGAUCGAGAGUGUGGAUGAAUAAUAAUGUUGAGGUAGAGGUUGAGGCGGAAGUGGAUGGAGGAUUGUCGAGCCCUAGCAGCAGUGGUUAUGCCGGUGAGAGAGGUAGUAGUGGUGGUAGUGUUAGUAGUGGUUCUGGUACUGAUGUUAUACGAGAAGUGAGGGAUAACGGUGAGUCUGUUGGUGAUGAUGGAGUGAAUACGGUGGAUUCUGUUCAAGCAGAAUGGAUUAGUGGUAAACGCCAUGCUGAUGAGGAUGAUGCUUCUAUCUCUUGGAGGAAAAGGAAGAAACAUUUCUUUAUACUGAGUCACUCCGGAAAACCAAUAUAUUCAAGAUACGGAGAUGAGCACAAAUUAGCAGGAUUUUCAGCAACUUUGCAAGCUAUCAUUUCCUUUGUGGAAAAUGGGGGCGAUUGUGUCAAAUUGGUAAGGGCGGGAAAACACCAGGUUGUUUUUCUAGUUAAAGGACCAAUUUAUUUAGUUUGCAUAAGCUGUACAGAAGAACCUUAUGAAUCACUACGAGGGCAACUUGAGCUUCUUUAUGGUCAGAUGAUACUUAUUCUUACAAGAUCUGUCGAUAGAUGUUUUGAGAAAAAUCCUAAAUUUGACAUGACUCCUUUGCUCGGAGGAACAGAUGCCGUUUUUUCUUCUCUCAUUCACUUGUUCAGCCAGAACCCUGCUACUUUUCUUCAUGCAUACACUUGUCUUCCCCUUGCUUACGCUACAAGGCAAGCUGCUGGUGCUAUUUUGCAAGAUGUUGCUGAUACGGGUGUCGUUUUUGCGAUAUUGAUGUGCAAAGACAAGGUUGUUAGUCUGGUAGGCUUGCAGAAAUCAUCACUUCAUCCUGAUGAUAUGUUGCUGCUGGCUAACUUCGUCAUGUCAUCUGAAUCUUUUAGGACAUCUGAAUCUUUUUCACCAAUAUGUUUGCCAAGAUACAAUCCUAUGGCAUUUCUAUAUGCUUACGUUCACUAUCUUGAUGCUGAUACGUACUUGAUAUUACUCACAGCAAGUUCACAAGCCUUUUUCCAUCUUAAAGAAUGCAGGAUACGAGUUGAAACAGUCCUUUCAAAGUCAAACGUUCUAAACGAAGUUCAAAGAUCCAUGUCCGAAGGUGGCUUGCAUAUUGACCGUUUGCCCGUUGACUUGUCUGCUCGAUCCGGAUCUUUAUUCCAUCAAAAUCAAAGAAGACAACCUGAAUCCGUUGUAGGUAUAAUAGGUGGUCCAGCUGGACUCUUGCACUUCAUUUAUCGCAGUAUUUACCUUGAUCAAUAUGUAUCUUCUGAGUUUGCAUCUCCAAUCAGCUCACCCUCACAACAGAAAAGAUUGUAUAGAGCGUACCAGAGACUUUAUGCUUCCAUGCAUGAUAAAGGGAUAGGCCCCCAUAAAACUCAGUUCAGAAGGGAUGAAAACUAUGUUUUACUGUGCUGGGUUACACAGGAUUUUGAACUUUAUGCAGCUUUUGACCCUCUUGCAGAUAAGGGUGCGGCGAUACGGAUAUGCAACCGCGUGUGUCAGUGGGUGAAAGAUGUGGAAAAUGAAAUAUUUUUGUUGGGAGCAAGCCCUUUUUCAUGGUGAUAAUCUCCCUCAUAACAUGUGUUGUCCCUCUGUUUUUGGUUUCGUUGUUGUUUAGUGUAGUGGUUAUUUGGUACAAAACCGACGGAAAUAAACAGCUAAAAAGUUCCAGUGUAGCUUUAGUAAGAUACAUUAGGCUUGUACCUUAUACGUAUGUACACAUUCGUGUUUUCCAGUCUGAUAUUUACUCAUGUAUUGUUUGGAUCAAGAUGUAAUGUCAACACAACCACAAUAAUGACUUUAUUUAUGUAUAGUUUGGAUCAA
Molecule: messenger RNA, 2286 nt
Organism: Helianthus annuus (common sunflower)
Lineage: Eukaryota; Viridiplantae; Streptophyta; Magnoliopsida; Asterales; Asteraceae
Product: vacuolar fusion protein MON1 homolog
Exons: 13
Coding region: 151-2025 (624 amino acids)
Biological process (GO): vesicle-mediated transport; protein targeting to vacuole
Source: RefSeq, a predicted model, not a curated record